GGGAAAUCAUCAUGCGAGUGAUGUGUGUCAUGGCAUGGUUGAUCGUACACUUCUUUCUUAUAUAUAUUUUCUAUAUGGUAUCCUAUAGUUCUUCAAGCUCAAAAAUUGUUACAAUAGUGGGUUUAUUGCUGGCUUUGACACUUGAAGUGAUUGCCUACCACUACAUGCUGAAAGUUCGAAAAGAUGACAAACCUAAGGAAAAACAGAAAAAGAAAAAAGUUGAUGAGAAAUUACCUCUUCCCUUACCUUCUUCUGCAUCAUUGUCAUCGUCAUCUUCGUCAUUGUCAUCGACAUCGUCUUCUUCCUCUUCGUUGGCUCGAGAACAUGGAGCUAUAAGAAGGGGUAGAGAAGAUUAUUCGCUGUAUCCAACUGUCAGAAGGACAAAUACAACGAUCAGAUCCGCUUUUGAUCCUCGAUACGAGACCCCUACUUCGAUUCAGGCUCUUUCGAAUAAUGCUAGAGAAUAUAAUAUAUUUUCACCAGUCGGGAAAGGCGGCCGCAAAAAUUCUGCGGAAACUGUAUGGCCCAACAAGGAAUUUUUUAAUGAGAUAAUGAAAGCUUCAUGGAACAAUAAGGAACGUUACACAAAAGCAACAGCAAUGUCAGAAAGACUUGCUCCUGAUGAAGACGGAAAUAGAAGAUUGAAUGACAAAAAUGUGAGAAAAGCUAUGAGAAACAAUCCCUUAAACAUCUCUCGAGAACGAAAUAUCAUACAUUGUCCGAUCCCUCUAAAAAAGGUAACGAACGCUCAAAGAGUUGCAACACGAAGAAGUGAUCUCGAAUAUAAGCCACCUUCAGACGAAAGAAGAGCUGAUGAAGAAAUGAAAGGAGGAAGAGAGAGCGGCCAUGAAAUAUUCAAUGCAAAAGCUUCGGCUUCCGGAAAGCAGAAUCCAACUGAGGAGAAGAUCCUUGAAAAAAUCCAGGCCUUCGACGACUACGUAAAAUCAUCUGGACUAAUACUCUUGACUUCCGGAGGAAAAGUAUCAAAAGGACAACGCCGAAGAACAAUUGCAUUGGGAGUGAAAUUGACGGAUUAUAUGAAAAAAUACGUUCCAGGUAGCCUAAAUUCAGUUGAUUUCUCUGAUGAAAGUUACGAAAGAAAGUGGGAGGAUUUUCAUUCAGAAAUAUCAGAUAUGAAUGGUUAAGAAUUUUUUUUAUUUAUUAAUUAAUUGAUUACUUUUUAUUUAUUUUAUAUAAAUAGUUAAAUUAGAAAAUUCGGCAACAACUGAUUCGGCCUUUGAAGAGAGAAGAGUUUUAGAGACUUCCAUCCAUCGUCGAAGAAGUUUUGAUAUUCUACCCCGCCGUGAAGAUCUAAAUUCAUUUAUCAAAGAAACUAACACGAACACUAAGAGUACGGAGAUUGAGACAAAGAAUCAAUCGAAUUCGAUUGCUGUAAAUAAUGACAUACCGGAGAGAGCCACAAUUGAUGACGAUUAUGAUUACGAAAACGAAUAUGACUAUAUCGAUGAAGUCGAUAACUUCGAGGAUGAAGAAGUUUCGAUGAUCAUGAAAAGGAGUUAGAAAGGACGAAUUUUCUUAUUUUUAUUUUCAAAGAGAAAACUAUCAAUCUCCAUUGUGUAAAAAACAAUAUGCAAAAAUAUCGUACAGUAUAUAUAAAACGUAUUUAUCUGUAAUUAGAGAGGAAUUGAACGUUCUUGUUGUAAACUGUAGGAAUGUAGUACAUUAGAUGUGAAAAUUUUAUUCUUAAUGUAUGUGAAAUAGCAUAAAUAAAAUAUUAGAAAAG
Molecule: messenger RNA, 1744 nt
Organism: Dimorphilus gyrociliatus
Lineage: Eukaryota; Metazoa; Annelida; Polychaeta; Dinophilidae
Source: the annotation of a GenBank genome assembly